GUUUUAUGUUUUUACGUUUGUUAUUUAAAUUGGAAAAUUUACAAUCACAUACCAGUUUUAAAAUAAAAGAAACAUAAAAAAUUCAACAAAAAAGACGAAUAAGAAUAAUACUGAAAAGUAUUAUACUUAAAUUAUAAGUGGCAGCCUUCUUCAGACAAACAUUUCAGAAUAGAUAUUAACUGCUGAUAUGGAUUUCUUGUUUCUCAAAAAUUUGAAAGACUCAUAAAUUCGACUCAACGUUCAAGAUCAAUUUGAAAAUACUUUUUUUUUUUUUAAACGGAUUUAUUGAAGAAGUUUUGGCUUGAGAAUAUGAAAUUCCCUAGUAAAUUCAGGAGGUUACCAAUAUUGCAUAGAUUAUCCUUAUAUUCAAAAUAAGUGAAAAUAUUUUUCAAUUCAAUGUCAAUCAUGUGUUGUUUUAACUUUCAAGAAUGUAAUACAAUAUGUGCAAUCGUAGAACAAAUGAGUUAUGAUUUCAUUUAUCAAUACUCAUAAAUCAUGAAAUGUACAGGCUAACUAAAGCUUUUUUAAGCUAACAGUAGCUAUCAUGGAUGUAUUAUGGUAGCAAUGUAACUGCUCCUCGAUGACGCCAUAAAGGAUCCCGAAUCAACAAAAACGUCAUGGACGUCGACAUAGCGUUUGAAUUAUUAAAAGAGUUUCAGUCGCUUCGUUGCCUAGAGACGGCAGGGGUAGUUGUUGCUAUAGGAAACCUGGUCCAGAUAAACCAGCACGCGCCGACUACUUGAACAUUCUAGAACUCCGCAGUAGAAUGUCUGCACUUCCUGCAAAGCCCGGCCUUCACCUCAGUGUGUCAGAGUGGUACAGCCGCAACCACCAGCUGUCUGCCACUGCUCAACACGAGCGACUUAUUUCUAAUGUGAUCAGACAAGAUGGGAGGUCGCUACGCAACGAGACCAACUGCAAGACGACCUGGGAUGAGAGUGACACCUCUCGCAGGUUGAGGGACAGGGUUCUGGAUGUUGGUCGAUCGAAGGACGUGUUGGAAACCUGCGCACAGAAAGUGGAUGAAGAGAUGGAGGCUCUGACCCUGUCUAAGGAGCAGACCGAGCAGGCCCUGGCUGCAACUGUCAUUCCUCUGGAGGUCAGCACAGAGUGUGUGACGCUGAGGGAGGGACGGCGAGGGUGCGAGCUGGUCGUCGACCCCGUGGAUGAGCAGCUGAAGAAAGAGGUGGAUCUGAUCGGGAGAGUCCAGCAGGUUCUGCAGCAGCACAUAGACAAGGCCUUCGAACAGCUGAGUGUUUUGCAGGAGGCUCGACAUCAGCUGACCUCUGACCUCCAGAACAAGAUGGACACUCUGGACAUUGACAUGUCCUGCCUGUCACUUACAAUAAAGUCCCCUCAGAUCUCCCUGAAGACCAACCCGACUCGCAUACCAUCAGGCUCCUCCACCCCCCAGGAGUGGCUCCAGUUCAGCCAGUAUAAUGUAUCUCGUGCCCAGGAGGCCAUGCAGGUGUCCCAGCAAAUGAGGGAGGACAUGAGUCUCACCAGAGCCCAGCUGCAGAAUGAGUUGGAGACUCAGCGGAGGGCCACAGAGUUUGCUCUUCGUAAGCGGAACCACCACGAGGAGCAGGCCCGAGAUGAGCUGGAGUGGCAGAUAAAAACUACUGAAGAUGAAAUGACAGAGAUGGAGAGCGACAUCCACGGACUGGAUACAGAUCUGCAGGCGAAGACGGCCUCCCUGAAACUGGCUCACACCAGACUGGAGAACAGGACCAACAGACCGGGCAUGGACCUGUGCAGAGAUGAGGUUCAACACGGCCUCGUUACUGAAGUCAAUCAGCUGGAGGCCACGAUCCUGGCUCUGAAACAGAAGCUGUCUGAGGCUCAACACUCUCUGCAGAAGAUGAAGCUCCAUCAUGGCCGCAUGCUGCAGGAUCUGUCCAGAAAACAGGAAGCUUUAUCUCUGGAACAACGGAGCAUGAACACCCGCACCCACUUGACGUCAGCCUCCUGCUCCGGCAAAACCCCGGUCCUGCUGGUCCCUCUCACCAACUCCAGUGGGAGGAGCAACCUGCAGCUUCUGGCUCAGUAACAAGACGGUCUGUGUGUUUGAAGGGAUCUAGUGGAACAGAUAUUCAUUUUUAGCUUCAUGUUUUUAACAAUCCGAAAGCAAUGGACACCACCAAAAUGUGCUGUCCAUACUUGGAUGUUUCUAUUAAUAUCUUAGCGAUGAUACAGCAUAGAACUAUGGUUUUAAUGUUGUUAGAAUCUGUGGACUCUCCACUUCCCCUUACAUAUUCUUAUGAGAUCGUACGUGAUUCACAUCCUCUAACAUUUUGUUUAAGAGUGAGAAGACGACAUUACGACUCAGCGAUUUUACAAAAUUUCAUUUUAAGCAUUUAUCUACUAUUUUACUCACAUGUUGUGCUAUUUUUCUAACUCGUUUCAAGCACCACAACAAUCCAUCCACAUCAGUAAAAGUUUGUUUUCACAAGAGAUUUGAAGAAUUUCAAAAACCAGGCUUCAAUUCUUCAGCUUUUGGGCCAAAUUAUCUCUUUGCUCCACGACAACAAGGCACCUCAUUAUAGAAAGAACUGAGAUUGUUCUGAGAAUUAUGAUGUAAAACACUUGGGUAUUAUGUUAUAUGCAAGUAUCAAUGGUGAAUUUAAGAAAUAAUGUAGAAAUCGAGAAAAUGCCCUUAGACCUCACAUGCAGUUCUGAGGUCUGAACGUAGUAAAUAAAAUGCUAAAAGAUGAAUUAAUCAUCUUAAUUAGUCAUUGAAGAAAAAAGCAAAAGAAUUUCCUGGACUUUAUGUAUUUAUUUCAACAAGAACCGUUGCAAGAAUUAUUCUCCUGACUUGUCAAGACCCUUUUCUUCUGUGGGUAAUUUGCUUUUAGUUGUGAUCAGCUAUGUAUUUUAUGUGUGUUUAACUUUACUUAUUUUUUACUAAGUAAUCUUGCUUGGAUAUUUCUGGCAUCUGAAUGUAUUUAUUUAUUUGAGAUUGUUUUUUGUUUUUUUUUAACUUUAUUGAUCACGUAGAGAAGGAGCUCACGUUCAUGUGUGGUAAAGUCAUUACUUUUAUCGACCAUCAUCUUUAGUGGCCAUGUUUGGCCUCAUCGUGUUGUUUGAUCAACUGAGGCUGCUUGGAGAAUGAAGUCAGUGAUAAUGAUGUGAACUUUGACUCAUACAGUAAACACACAGUUUAGAUUAAAAAAAAACUAAACAGGAUCCUAACACAAUAAACCCUCGUAACUCUCACCUGCCUCAGUAGUAAUGUCUUCAAAUGGAUGUGUUGUGUAAGCCUCUGCUUUUUAUGAGAAUUUAAGGAGAGAGAGAGAGAGAGAUCUGUUUUAAAUCAUCACUUGUCACAACAUCAGUAAAUCAUAGUAUACUACUCUAUAUUUCCAUGUUGAGACCAGAGAAAACUGAGACAGCAUUUCCCAAUUAGCAUUUGUUGCUACCUUAUUUUAUGCAAGUAUAUUCUCUUCUCAUUUAGGAUUACACUGUAAAAUAUAACUUUUUGUUUCAACUUAAAAAUAUAAUAAAAGGGCUGCUCUAACAUUUUAGGUUAAAUAAUAAAAUGUUAUAAUGAUUAAAUAUUGCUUGUUGUGUAAACUCUUCUCUCAGUUUGGUUGAUUUAGAUUUGUUCAUUUGUUGAACAGCCAAGCUCGUUGUUUGAUCUGAAUCUAGUUGAGCUUAAUUAAAAUUGUCUGUUGUGUAAA
Messenger RNA from Seriola aureovittata, 3680 nucleotides. RefSeq names its product tektin 2 (testicular) (gene tekt2). Gene Ontology annotation, cellular component: nucleus; microtubule cytoskeleton. The record is from RefSeq and is a predicted model, not a curated record. The transcript is spliced from 10 exons. Gene Ontology annotation, biological process: cilium movement involved in cell motility; cilium assembly. The coding region runs from base 767 to 2050 and encodes 427 amino acids. NCBI's taxonomy places the organism in Eukaryota, Metazoa, Chordata, Actinopteri, Carangiformes, Carangidae.